GAAACUGAAAGAAGAAGUAGUGAAAAGUGGAGAGCGCACAGCCCACUGUCGCCUUUCCUGGGGGCGGAGGAAAUUGCCGCCGCUUGGAGCCGGCUUUCCUGCCCCCAUUUCCCCCCAGAGCAUCCUGCUUUUUCCCCUCCCAGGUUGGGACCCUGUGGCUACGUUUCUCUGCCCUCGAGGGAGCCCCAAGUGACAUGGGGAGCCCUUCACUCUCCCGCCGCAAUUGGACGCUCCUUGGUCUCUUGUCGCUGCUCUCCGGGAUUUGGGGUGAUUGUGGACCUCCACCAAAAUUGAACAAUGCCGUUCCAGAUGAAAAAUUUCUUGGAGAAAGCUUCUCUUACAUGCAGUCAGUAACCUACAAAUGUCUGGAUGGUUUUUAUAAUAUCUAUGGGAAGCUGGAUAUUGUAACAUGCCUUUCAGAUUCACAGUGGACCUCCAUCGAGGAGUUUUGCGAACGCAGCUGUGUUAACCCACCAAGGUCCAGAUUUGCUAGAAUAAACCCUAAGGAUAUCCACACCUACUACCCCGCAGACUCCAAAGUUUCCUAUACGUGUCGUCUGGGUUAUAACACCAUCCCUGGGGUCAGUUCUACUGUGACAUGCUUUACAAAUUAUACCUGGACAGCGCUCCCAGUUUUUUGUGAAGGGAAACCAUGUGGUGAUCCAAGCAAACCAGAAAACGGUGACACUGUUAUUCUAACUAACCUCCUUUAUUUAGCAAAAGUAAACUUCAUCUGUGAGGAAGGGUACAAAUUAAAUGGAUCAUCUUCAGCCCAGUGUGUCCUAGAGGGAGAUGGAGUUAAAUGGAAACCAGAUCCUCCAAAAUGUCAACGUGAUUGUCCCGCUCCAGCCAGGCAGCCCCAUGCGACAUUAAGGGAUGGACCCGCGAAAGCCAGCUAUCCUGUUGGAACAGUUCUGCGAUAUGAUUGCAUCCCAGGUUAUCAAUUCAAAUCUGGAGUAAGACCUAUUAUACGUUGUCAGGCCAAUUUUAAGUGGUCAUCAGAAUCGAGUCUUUGUGAAGGAAAAAAGUGCAGGCCUCCAACUAUAAACAAUGGCAGAUUUGAAGGCGGUAUCCAACUUGGCGAUGAAAUAACUUUUUACUGUGACUUUGGGUUCAGAUUACUGGGGGCCAAGACUUCUCUAUGUGUUUUGACUUCAGGCAGAGACGUUGGCUGGCAGAGAAGUCCUCCGUACUGUGAAAGAAUCCCUUGUAGUCGCCCUCCCCAAAUUGCCAAUGGAGAUCACAGUGGUGACAUAAGUCUUGAUCACUAUGUGCAAGGCCAAGUGGUAACCUACACUUGUCACAAAGACUUUUCCCUUAUUGGACAUCCAAGUAUUACCUGUAGUGUUGCAGCAGAUGGCGUAAACGGAAAGUGGGAUAGACCGCCACCGGAAUGUAAAGUGGUCAAUUGCCCCAGACCAAGCAUUGCAGACGGAAGGCUAACAAGUCCAUUUCAGCCUACAUACAAGUAUAACCACGUUUUACAAUUUGUGUGUCAUGCUGGCCACACUCUGGUAGGAAGUCAGUUUGUCAAAUGUGGUGCUGACAAUCAGUGGCAUCCUGAACUUCCAACUUGUGUCAAGGGUAUAUUUACAACUACAACUACCACCACUGCUGGAGGUGGUGGUGGUGCAUUGAAAGGUUGCCGCUAUUUGUUGUGA
Messenger RNA from Anolis sagrei ordinatus, 1661 nucleotides. The record is from RefSeq and is a predicted model, not a curated record. Lineage: Eukaryota; Metazoa; Chordata; Lepidosauria; Squamata; Anolidae.